Messenger RNA from Thunnus maccoyii (southern bluefin tuna), 4784 nucleotides. RefSeq lists its product as uncharacterized. Gene Ontology annotation, molecular function: calcium ion binding; protein binding. The record is from RefSeq and is a predicted model, not a curated record. The coding region runs from base 796 to 3606 and encodes 936 amino acids. Lineage: Eukaryota; Metazoa; Chordata; Actinopteri; Scombriformes; Scombridae. The transcript is spliced from 6 exons.
GGGUCAGGGAAAGGAAAUGAGAGCAGCAAUAAACUGUAACAAAGUUUACAUUUUACAGGAGAGGCAGUUUUGGCUCCUACUUUACAAUAUCACAGAGUUGUGUUUUAGAAGUCCUACUGCUGAACCCUAAUCCAGAACUAUAGAGAACAGAUCAAAGCUUAAAGAAGAGACUUUCACAGAAUUAAAUUCCGACAGGGCUUGUUAAAAAACUGUCAUCAACAUAAAUGGCAAAAGAAAAAGAAAGAAUUCCCUUUGAAUAGGAAAAGUCUCACAUGUGAAAUGCCUUAUAAAAUAAAUCUCUGAAAUUCCACUGGACCAUUUGGGACUUGUCAUGAAGAUCAGGACACUUCUCCUUACAAUGCAAACAAGCUGCUUAUGAAUGACCAGCCUGAGUGUGAGAAUAAAAAUAACACUAGAAUAAUCCAAAUAUGUACCACAUGCAUAGCUUCAAUAGAAAUGGAGUGACUCGGCAGAGUGGUAUGUCCGGGAAAGCUACGGGUUAAUUUAAGACUAGGAGCAAAACCUGUUGCCAAUUAGGAGCAGUGAGCGCCACAUGUGGGCUAGACGUAGCUAUCUCCAGAAGGGGCAAAGGGGGCAGAAACCGCGGUGCGCGCAAUGGAGACAAGCUGAAUUUCUGUUCAAUCACUCGUUCAAGAUCAAUUGGCAGUUACGUGUGUUGACAAUUACUAAUUUGACGGAUUUUUUCUUAAAGGGAUGAUCCAUCAAGAUAAACAGAACUGAGGGAUUAAUGCGUUAAAAAGGCAUAAUUCAAUUUUUACCUUUCAGCUUUGCAACAUGGCACCUAUGUCUGCGAUAUUUUUAUUCUGUCUCACAUUUAUACUCAGUGCAACACAGAGCGUGUCUGAGAUCUGCCGGGGGACGCACUGCUUGUCUGGCCAGGACAGGAGCAGACCGUGCGUCGGAGCGCACUGCCAGGGGCGCACGGACACAGCAGCGGCGUCCCGACGGCAGUUUCACCACUCUGCACAAUCCAGACCAGGACAAGUCCACCAGAGUUACCAACAGGAUGCUCAUUUCAGUCAUCACCAAGCCCAGAGCGCGCCGUUAGCACAGUACGCCAUCAUCCAACCUCAGCAGGGCGGCUUUGCGCAACAAGCGGGUACGGAUGGCAACCGGAGGACGAACCCGAGAACCAUCACGGCGGAGGUGUUUCAUCCUGGCUGCGCCGGCGGGACUUGUCCGACUUCUGUCUCUAAUCGCCCGACAAGUGAUGACAGCGCAACACGGGAGUGCAAAGGGAUUGGAUGUAAACUGCCCCCCCGGAUGCGCCAAAAGGCGCAUGGAGGAGACGACGGGAGAGGCAACUCUUCCCCGGUUCAUGUAACAGACAGAGCAGCUCAAUUUCUGGAUGAGCUUCCAGACUUUGGGUCGGAACGUGGUGCAUGGAUACAGCUGACAUGUGACAUGAAACCAGGGAACAAUGAGGUUCCCUCAGAGGAUGCUCUUGUGCUGCAGCUGCAGUUGUCUAAGAGCCAGGAGAAGCUCGUUGAGGCCCUCAAGGGCCAGCAGGACGAGGUCAAAGAGCUGCAGAGGCUCCUCACUGAGCAGCAGGGGACGCUGGUCAGCCAGCAGAGAGAAAUACUGGAGCAACAGAGGAGGAUGCUGGAACAGAUGGAGCAAGUGAAGGCACAGUACAACAUACUGAUGGACGGCAUCAAACAAACAUCCUUCCCAAACCUCCAGGGGGAGUUGGACAGUCAUAUGGAAACAUUGAAUGGGCAAGUCAGAGCUCACCAAGCACAACAGGCCCUCUCUUUGCACAAAGUGGACAUGGAAGCCAGCAUCAUGGAGGUGGGGCGGCCCCUGCUGUCCUGUGGGAGAUGCGGCCCCGAGGAAUACUGUGGCUUCAGCAGUGGUCGUCCUCGCUGUGAGAGGUGCACCAUCUGUCCCUCUGGCUUCUUCCUGGUUGCCCAGUGUUCAGUCCAUUCAGACAGAAUCUGCCAGGACAGAGAUGAAUGCCUCGAAAUAACUGAUCUUUGUGGAGAUCAACAAAAGUGUCUCAACACUCCAGGUGGAUUCAGGUGUCAGGGCAUGACAGAGCGAGAGGCCAACUCAGGAAUGUGCGGCCACAGCUACUUCUACAACACGGACAUGGAUGAGUGUCAGGCCUGUAAUGAGUGUGACGGAGAACCUGUGGCCUCACCAUGUACUUUCACUACAGACACCAUCUGUUCCGACCCUGCUUCUGCCGACAGCGCCCUCUCCCUGUCCUGGGCUGGAGAUGUGAGUCUGCCUGGCGCAAAAGGUGACAUCGUGGCUCAUGCCUUCCCCAGCGUGCAGCUUCACAUCCAAGGAGGAGGUGAUGCAGGCCUGGUGUCUGUUGAGGAUGGACAUCUGGUGCUCAGGCAGCAUGGCCUGGUCUGGCUGGAUGACAAUCUCUCGGUGAACCACGGCUGCCGCAGCUUUAUCCAGGUGUGUUUGCGUAUGAAUAACACUGAAGGCUCUGAGGGUCGUGACCUCAGUGGCGUCAGGGUCGAGCAGCGGGAGGUGAGGUCACUCCAGAGUGUCAGCAUCAGUGGGGUAGCAGAGGUCGCGCCGGGUCACAUGAUCUCUCUGUUCCUUCAGAGUGCCAGCCACCACUGUAACCAAACGAAUGAAGGUCUGCAGCUAUAUGACCCCUCAGCAGCUCCGUUUAGUCUCUUCUGGCUCUCCCAUGACACUGGGGCUGUUGCCAUGACAGCACAGGCGAUGGUGUCUGCACACUACCACACAAACUAUCGCCCGGUCUUCCGCACCACCUCCACCUCUGACCCUUACGUAGUGGGGCUGACUCAUGACGGCCGUGGGAUCCGUUUUGCAGAAAGUGGCACUGUGCGCUUCGUAUUUCAGCAGGCGUUGUACUCCAUGGGCCAGGCAUGUGUGAGUGAGGGCUUCCAACUAUUGGCGUACCUCAACCGUAAUGGGACCGGUAUGGAGUUGUGCCGUACCUUCAAACCUGGUGUACACUACCGUGACACAUCCAUAUCUCUGUCUGGAGUAGCUAAAGUUGGCCCUGGAGACACACUGGCCUUUGAGAUCCUCUCUCCUGCUCAGUGUAAUGUUCGUUUCUUUGGUGAUGAGACAGGCAUCAGUAUCCUCAGCUUGGUUUGGGUCCCCGCUGCUAUCUCUUCCUCUCUCUCUGCCUCUGUGGCUCACACCGGCCUUCCCUCAGGAGCCGUCCGAAACAAGCCACUGUUCUUCCGUCAGACCAGCCCUCAGGUUCCCCAGAUGGGGCUUGUAGGAAAGGGAUCCACAGAUCAGAGACGAGAUUUGGUCUUCAGGGAGAGUGGCACAGCCAGUGUAGCUCUGGACCUCAAACUCAUUCAUUCCUGCAACCUGGUCAAAGUGACUCUGCUCAGGCGAAGUGAUCCAGAGCAGUCGGGGGCAGGCAGGGAGGCAGAGGGAGUGCGGCCCAUCCCUCUGGCCCAACAGGUGGGUGGCCAGAUGGCUGAGGGCAGCCAGUGGGCCAGUGUGAGCCUGCGGGCGUCCUUCCAGGUGCGUAACGGCACAGCAGUGUUCUUCACACUUGACUGUGUACGUGGGCGGGUCAACCAGAUCAGCCACCACACAGGAAGUGGAGUGUCAAUCCUCUGGGUGGCAGCAUAACAAAAGAAAGACAAAACUUUGCUAAGUUGUUUCUUUAUAUGGAUUGCAGUUCAGUAGACAAGUUGUUAAGCCAUUUAUAGGACAGACUAGUUUCUCUGGUUUGAUUAGAUAUAUUGGAAAAUACGUUUAUUCUAUUCGCUUUCAUGCCGAGAGUUAGAGGAGAAGAUCAAUACCAAUCUAAUAUUUGUCUGUCAGAUAUCAAGCUGGAGCCAGGACACGGUUAGCUUAGCUUAGCUUAGCAUAAAGGCAAGGAGGAGGAGGAAACAGCCAGCCUGACAUAAAACCACAACUGGUCAGUUUUACACUUCUGUGUUUUGCAUGUGUUAAACAAACAUUAAUGUGUUAAUCUCUGAGCUUCAGGGGUGCUGACACAGCAGGUAAAUGGUUUUACUUCGGAUGUAGUCAAGCUAGCUGUUUCCCUCUAGUCUUUCUGCUGAAAGGACAGAUAUGAGCUAUCAAUUUAUUCUACCAACUAUUCUUUUAAGCUGCUUGAUUUGUAAUGACUACAGCUAAUUUGUUUUUUUAAGUUUUAUAAAUGUAUUUUAUGUUUAAAAACGCUCAAAUAUUGACUUUUGUUUUUUUUAAAAAAGUAGCAUUAUGCACCAAUCAUCAUAUUUAUAAUAAAUCAAGUGUUAGCAUUGUGUAAUGGUUUCUACAGAUGUACAAAAGAUGGCUCUAAAAACCAGCAUUCACAUUAUAAUAAUGUUUAAAUUUAGCUUGUGGUUGAGUUUUCUGCUUUUUUUGUGCUCAUAAAUCCCACAUGUUGUAUUUUGUCUGUCUUUUAUUUAUGUAAUUCAGUUAUUCUGUUGACGCCAAAGGACUUUCAGAUCAUUACCACUGUGACUACAGCAUUUUCUGCUGUUACCAAAAGCAGCUUGCUGGUGCAGGUUUCAGUCAGCCAAGAGUGUGUUUCUUUUUAAAGAGCAUGUGUUUCAUGUUAGCCGCCAUUUUCUAAUGUGAAUAUCUGCUGCAUGCCUUGUUUAAUGACCACUUUCAGCAUAUUAUGGACAUAAAGACAGUCAUGUGUUUCAAAGCCCUGUUGACAUCAAACCAUUCCAUGAUAUUCCAAAUAUUAACACCUUAAGACAUAGUUAUGUCUGUUUAUCCAAAUUAAGCUGUAAUAAAAUGUACAUUUGAUGUUUUAUAGUCAACCCAAUAAAGAUACAUUUGUUUUGCCA